UCUUACAAAAUAAUUCGAAGUAUCUCAAACAAUUAACAAACAUUAACAAACAAAAACAAACAAACACUGUGAAAAAAUGUCUCGUAAUGAAAUUUUGAUAUUUGUGGCAAAGCUGUUUAUGGUUUUCUAUUGUUUUGGAAAGUGCAAUGCUUUUCAAGACACAAGCUGCAAUUCGAUAACGUCUAUCACGGAUUUGGAUCUAAAACAUGAUCAGUGCUUUCUGGAUAAACCAUCGAAUUAUUUACAAUCCAAGGAACGGAGUUAUGAUACAAUGAAACGGUCAGCUAAAAUAAACGGGAUCCGUUUUGACCAUUUAAAUAAUAACUGGGCUAAAACGUUAAGAUCUCAUAAUGGUAAUGUACGCCAGAAUGUUGAGAGUAACAUUCGACGUACUGUUAAAAAUCCUGAAUCAUAUCGAGUUGAUGUACAUCGGGACACUGUCUACGACAGUCGAUUUAAUUCUCGUACAACCAAUGACAGAGGAGUUUCGGCUCAACGAAACAUCCGCGAUUUUGUACGGCAACAACCUCAGCACCGUUUAGGCAAUCGAAUUGAAAAUCGACGAGUUGUAUUGGAUAAUACCAGGGUUGAUCGCCGGCGUAGUUUACCAAAUAACCAAAGAAUUCAACGGGAUUUGGAACAAUUGUCUCGAGAAAAUCUUCGCCGAGUCAAUGAUCAGCAAACUCUUAAUUCAGAACAGAGGUUAAUGCAAGCCCGGCGCAAUAUCCGUAAAUUCGAACGGCAAGUUUCCACAAAUAGGCGUGACAUUCGUCGUGAUGCUUUUGAUGUUGAACGAAGACUUUCAAAAGAUGUUCGUGAAAAGCGCCAAUCCCUUGCCUCCAGAGAAACACGCAAUUCUGAACGAAGAUUAUCUCGUAGCACUUUAGAUGUUACGCGAGAACUUGAGCGCAAAUCUUAUGAUGUCAACGUGGACAGAAAACUUUCAAGGGAAAUUCGCGAUACAAAACGAACAGUUCCUUCAAAUAUUCGAAAUGAACGGCGAUUUUCCCAAGAAUCUCCAGAAAAAUUAUCAAGGGAAACACGUGAAUUUGAAAGAAAACUUUCCCGAGAAGUACUUGAUUCAGAACGCCGAUUUUCAAGACAAAUUCGUGAUUCUGAACGACGCAUAGCUCCCGUCAAUCGUAAUGUAGAAGGUCGAAUUUAUCGCGAAAGUCGAGACAGUGAACGCAAAUUUUCAAACGAAAUCCGCGAUGAUGAACGAAGAUUAUCACGCGAAUCAUUUGAUGCUGAACGACGAUUUUCAAGAGACGCAAGUGAUGCUGAAAGACGCUUGUCUUUAGCAAACCGAGAUGUAAGCCGCCGACUAUCGAGAGAAACACGGGACACUGAACGCAGAUUAUCCCGCGAAUCUUUAAAUGUUGAACGGCGAUUGUCAAAAGAAACUCGUGAUAGUGAACGAAGGAUGUCUCUUGACAGACGUAGUGUAGACACCAGAUUAUCAAGAGGUGAUGCUGAAAGACGUUUGUCUUUAGCUAGCCGAAGUGCAAGCCGCCAACUAUCGAGAGAAACACGAGACCCUGAACGCAGAUUAUCCCGCGAAUCCUUAACUGUUGGACGACGAUUGUCAAAAGAAACUCAUGACAGUGAAAGAAGAAUGUCUCUUGACAGACGUAGUGUAGACACCAGAUUAUCAAGAGAAACACGUGACACUGAACGCAGAUUAUCUCGUGAAACCCUUUCUGCUGAACGAGCAUUAGCUCGUGAAUCCAUCAAUGCUGGGCGACGACUUUCAAGAGAAACCCGUGACACUGAAAGGAGAUUGUCUCGUUCUAGUCGAAUUUUAGAUCGCCGACUAUCAAGAGAAACGCGAGAUGCUGAACGAAUAUUAUCCCGUGAUUCAUUAAAUGUUGAACGGCGAUUGUCAAAAGAAACUCGUGGUAGUGAACGAAGGAUGUCUCUUGCCGGUCGUAGUGUAGAUCGAAGAUUAUCAAGAGAAAUACGUGAUGCUGAACGAAGAUUAUCCCGAGAAUCCAUUAGUGCUGAACGACGAUUUUCAAGAAAAACUCUUUCUGCGGAACGUACAUUAGCUCGUGAUACUGAAAGCCGAUUGUCCCUUGCUAGCCGUGGUGUAACAGAUCGCAGAUUAUCAAGAGAAACACGAGAUACUGAACGAAGAAUAUCUCCAAAUUCUGAAGAACAAAUAUCAAGAGAAACUCCCAAUACUGAACGUCGCAUGUCUCUUGCCAUUCGUAAUGUAGACCGAAGAUUAUCAAGAGAAACACGAGACAAUGAACGCAGAUUAUCUCGUGAAUCUCUAAAUGUUGAACGACGAUUGUCAAGAGAAAAUCGCAAUAGUGAACGGCGUAUGUCUUUACCCAACAGAUCUAUUGAUCGCAGAUUAUCAAGAGAAACGCGAAAUUUUGAACGCAGAUUAACUCGUGAAUCACUUGACACUGAGCGACGACUUUCAAGAACUACUCGUGCGGCUGAACGUCGCAUGUCUCUUGCCAAUCGCAUCACAGACCGUAAAUUAACAAGAGAAACACGCAAUGCCGAACGAACAUUAUCCCGUGAAUCUAUCGAACCUCGUCUUUCUAGAGAAACACGCAAUGUUGAAAGGAAAGUAUCUCGUGAAGACUUAGUUACACGGGUAUCAUCAAGAGUGGUACGUAAGCCUGAACAAAGAUUGUCACUUCAAAUCCGUGACUCAGAAAGACGAAUUACACCAAUCAGUCAAAAUAUAGAACGAAGAGUAUUAGAAAGUAAUGCACGUGAGAUCCGUGAUGUAAAUCGAAGAUCUUCACGUAAUAAUGAAGAAAAAACAUCACGAAGGCAAAUAGUUCCUCAACAAUUUUUAAGAGAAACAAAUCGACGUCAAACAAUCCAAUUUGACCGCCGAUUAACAAGCAAUGUACCUGAACGUGAAAUUCGUCAUGAAAGACGCACCACAGUACCUGAAGAUCGUCGAUUGAAUAUUGUACGACGUGUAGAUAAAAAUCGACGAUAUGCAAAUGAUUAUGAGCAAACCAUGAUGAAAUCACUAAUUCAUCGGGAUACUCGUAAUAAUGAUUUCACUCAACAGAUUCCUCUACUAACGUAUAAAGCCAAUUCGUAUGAAAUUAGUUUCAUACAGAUUUUGUUAUUAGGAUUAAUUUCCUAUCAAUUGCUUAGUGCCAAAAUUAAAAAUGGAGAUAAAUUUUAUGGGUAUUCCAUUGUGCCAAAAUGGGCAUCAAAAAUGAAAAUGGAAUAAACAUGCAAGGCAACAUCCAUAAAACUUAUUUCAACUCUAGUCCAAAAUAUAGUAGAAAAAAAAUGUGGCUAAACUAAGUCUAUUGUAGAACAAAAAUUUUAUAAGGUGAUUCAAUUUUUAGUUCGUUUUUAAUACGAAUAUUAAAUAGGUACAAAUGCAACAAAUACUUUCCAAUGAUUAGUAUUUUAUUUUCGAGAGUACAUCUUCCAAUUAAGAAUGGAAUAGUAUUUCAUUCAAAUGUUAGCAUGUUUUUAAUGAUUUGAGCUUCUAUUUCUCUUUAAUUGAGCUUUUUAUCGCUUCAAAUGAUAGUCAAACAGUUCUUCAAUAUUUGUAAUAAAUGAAGUUUUGACGGUAAAUUUUGAAGUUUGAAACAUUUUUAAUAAAAAAUUUUCAAUAUUGAUCAAGCAUAUAUUAUUUCUACUGAAUUUCUAUUACUUGAAAAAUGACCUUAAAACUUCGUGCGGCGAAACAAUCGCUAAUUAAGAAACGAAUCAAAAGAUGAAUCUCCUUUUAUAUAUUUUAUUUAUUGUACAGUGUAGAAAAAAAUUGUAGUGCUAAAAAAUAUUAGAGAUCUUUAUUCUUGUUAUGA
Molecule: messenger RNA, 3800 nt
Organism: Chrysoperla carnea
Lineage: Eukaryota; Metazoa; Arthropoda; Insecta; Neuroptera; Chrysopidae
Product: zinc finger CCCH domain-containing protein 13
Exons: 2
Coding region: 77-3211 (1044 amino acids)
Source: RefSeq, a predicted model, not a curated record